Molecule: messenger RNA, 926 nt
Organism: Trichoderma harzianum CBS 226.95
Lineage: Eukaryota; Fungi; Ascomycota; Sordariomycetes; Hypocreales; Hypocreaceae
Exons: 1
Coding region: 268-642 (124 amino acids)
Molecular function (GO): manganese ion binding
Source: RefSeq, a predicted model, not a curated record
GCUCUCCACAGUUGUGUCAGUUUCUCGAUGCAAGGGCGCACGCUAGAAUCAUCCCGCGCCCUUGACCCCACGCGCUGAGAAAUGCCGGCCCUUCUUGCAUCUUCCAUUUACAUCUUACAUACACAUGCUCAUGGCUAUCAAUAUCAGUUGAAAGAGCAGUAUAAGUGACAUAAAGAAACCAAGUGGACUCAUUUUCUUUCAUUCACCAAUCAUCUCAGCUUCAUCUUUCAAGACCAACUCAAGUAAUUCGCGAAUCUCAAAAUCAUCAUGUCAACAGCAGAAUCUAUCCCAAAAGUCCUCGACUCAUUUACUGAGAAAUGGUCCCCGCGCCUUGUCGCAGCAAUCAACGACCACCACGUCAAAGUUGCCAAAAUUGAUGGCGAAUUCAUCUGGCACUCACAUCCAAACUCCGACGAACUCUUCUAUCUCCUCUCUGGCAAAUUGACUAUUGAGCUCGAGGGCCUGGACGAUGUUGUGAUGCAAGUUGGCGAUAUGUUUGUCGUUCCAAAGGGCAUUAGACACCGUCCUGUUGCGGAAGAGGCACAGAUCAUGCUGAUCGAACACGAGUCUACGAUUAAUACUGGAGACGAAACUAGUUCGGACAGGACAGUACAAGUCAAGGAUGCUCGUGGGCAGAAUUGAGGUGGGCGGACGUGUAAUGACGGUAGAAGGAGGAUUGAAGGAUGUCUUUGAGGACAAGUGGGAAUAGGCGUGAUGUAUAUAAUGACCUUGCUAUCUUCACAAGAUUCUUUCAUGUAUGGUGUUGUGUACAUGAACCCGGGAUUUACUGUUUCUAUGCAAUUAUGAAUUGAACACAGACUGCGGCUAUGAGCUGUCUAAAUAGCUAGAUUCUCGCUCCAACACUUCAUUAGAGAAGAUGUGUCAAACGAGGAUUCGGAGGAAUUUGCUGUCGCAUCUGCGCCCGA